Meyerozyma guilliermondii ATCC 6260 is the source of this 552-nucleotide messenger RNA. RefSeq names its product translocation channel protein (gene TIM22). Bases 1 to 552 code for a protein of 183 amino acids. The transcript has a single exon. NCBI's taxonomy places the organism in Eukaryota, Fungi, Ascomycota, Pichiomycetes, Serinales, Debaryomycetaceae. Gene Ontology annotation, molecular function: transmembrane protein transporter activity. Gene Ontology annotation, cellular component: TIM22 mitochondrial import inner membrane insertion complex. Gene Ontology annotation, biological process: protein insertion into mitochondrial inner membrane. The record is from RefSeq and is a predicted model, not a curated record.
AUGUCUCUGUUCGGUAUGUUUGGUGGGCAGCAGCCCCAGAAACCAUUCGCCGAGAUGACACAGGAAGAGCAGGCCGAGGCCGGGGCAAAGCAGAUGAUCGAGUUCAUGCAAUCAUGUCCCGGAAAAACUGCCAUGGCGGGGGUAACAGGUUUUGCCCUUGGUGGUUUUUUCGGUUUGUUCAUGGCUUCGAUGGCUUAUGAUGUGCCCGUAGGAACGGCAUCAGUGAACCAUAUAAGUGAACUUCCAUUCAAGCAGCAGAUGAAGCUCCAGUUUUCCGACAUGGGACGCCGAUCUUACUCAUCGGCCAAAAAUUUUGGUUACAUCGGGUUCGUAUACUCUGGAGUAGAAUGUGCCAUCGAGAGUUUGCGAGCCAAGCACGAUAUUUAUAACGGAGUCUCUGCCGGGUGUAUUACCGGUGCUGGACUUUCCAUAAAAGCAGGGCCUCAGGCUGCAUUGUUUGGAUGCGCUGGGUUCGCUGCGUUUUCCACCGCCAUAGACUUAUACAUGAGCAGCGAAAGUGCUGCUCCUCCCGCCAACGACUAUGACGAGUAG